AGUGUGUGUGUGAGAGUGUGUGAAGGCAGCAGUACGUUAAAGGCAGUAGAGGGAAGUGUGUUUCUGAGAGUGGGAGUUUUGCUGGAUUAGAUUUUCCUCUUGGAUAAAAGUGGGUUUGGAUCUAACAGCGCUAUGCAGGACCCAACCCGGGAUCGUAGGGGUGCAGUAAACCGCAGCGAUGGCUCUGGUCCAGUCCCUCCCCGUCACCACUGAUCAUCCGGCUCCAGGUCUGGAGGCUUGUCCCCACCGCUCCUCCCCGGUCUCACCCCCUGCCUACGGGGGAAUGGGCUCCGUGAGCAGCCUGGUCCCCGGCCAGGCCCCUUACCACGGCCGGAUCAACCCGGAGAUCAAGGCUAAACUCCGGCGGGGGACGCCAGGCUCGGGCCGGCUGCUCUCCGACUCGUCUCACGAGGGUCCACUCGGGAGCCGGACGCCGUCCAGCAAGAGAAAAGCCAUCGCCAGCCGAGGGAAGGGAAUCGGGGGACGGUCCUACUCCCACGAGGACCUGAUUACUGACUGGAACCAGAACUGGCUGGAGGCUGUUACAGGUGGACAGGAGAUGCCGGUGGACGGACCACCUAAACUGGUCCCUGUGUCCGGCCAGCUGGAGCGGAACAUCCAGCAGGCCCUCAUUCGACCAACAGCCUUCAAGCCCGUUGUGCCAAAGAGCAGGAACGCCAUGCAGUACCUCUCGCCGCGGCUAGGGGGCGGCCUGUCAGGGAGUCAGGGGAACCUCAGCCUGCUGUCUCCGGAUCAGGACAUCAUCACCCCGGUGGCCACGGAGCGCCGGAGCUCCUACAGCGGAGCGAGGAACGGACUCCACAGCCAGUCCUUCACCCUGACAGACUCCGCCCGGAACUCUCUAACCAACCUCCCCACCUACAGCGGCCAGGUGUACAACCUCAACCACGCCGAGAACACCAAACCUGUGCUGAACCACGGCCACUCCAACUCCGACAGUGGCCGGUCGUCUUCCAGCAAAAGCACCGGGUCCCUGGGGGGCCGCAGUCAACCGGGAGUAUCAGACAUGGGGUCCGGCGGGCCCUCACCUCCACCUAUAGAGGCCUAUGAGGCCAUUGUAAGAGACUUAGAGGAAAAACUGAGGGAGAGAGAGCUGGAGCUGCAGCACCUGAGAGAAAACCUGGACGACAACGAGGUGGCAAUCUGCCAGGUGUACGAGGAGAAGCAGAAGCGCAGUGAGUUGGAGAUGGAGGAGCUGCGGCAGAGCUGCGCCACCAAGAUGCAGAAAGCGUCUCAGAAAGCGCAGCGGGCGCAGCAGCUUCUGCAGCUGCAGGUCUUCCAACUCCAGCAGGACAAGAAGAAGCUGCAGGAGGAUUUCUCCCAGAUUCUGCAGGAACGGGAACGUCUGGAGGAACGCUGCACCACCUACGAACGGGAGCACACCCAGCUCGGACCCAGACUGGAGGAGACCAAAUGGGAGGUGUGUCAGAAGUCAGGUGAGAUCUCUCUGCUGAAGCAGCAGCUGAAGGACCUGCAGGCGGACCUGGCGCAGCGGGUGGGCGAGGUGGUGACGUUGCGAGGGCAGUUGCGAGAGGUCCGGGCGGAGCUGCAGAGCAGCCAGAGCCAGCUGCAGGAGGCGCACACGCACUCGCGCACUCGCACCCUGGAGCUGGAGGUGUGCGAGAAUGAGCUGCAGCGGCGCAAGAGCGAGAAUGAGCUGCUGCGCGAGAAGAUGAACCGGCUGGAGGAGGAGCUAACGCGCCUGCGCGACACUCUGAGCGAAUACAUGGAGGCUCCGCCCCUGAUGCACACACCUGAAGCAGGGUUAAGUCCCGGAUACAGAGGAGGGGGAGGAGCCGGGGGCGGGGCCAUGCCGGAAGACCAGAGGCUGGGUAACGACGGCGAGGAGGUGAAAGGUCAGCGUGAGAGUUCCAGACAGAACGCAGACAGGCUGAAGGCGGAGCUCUCGCGCGAGAGGCAGCUGGUGGAGGACCAGGCGGCGGCGUUCGAGAGCGAGAGGAGGUGCUGGGAGGAGGAGAAGGACAAGGUGAUCCGGUAUCAGAAACAGCUGCAGCAGAACUACGUUCAGAUGUACCGUCGCAACCGCGAGCUGGAGGCGGCCCUGCGCGACCUCAGCCUCGAGCUGGAGAAGCGAGAGCAGGACGACGAGAGCAGCGGCAACGAGAUCACCUUCGACGACGUCGCAGCGACUGAGAUAUAACACCCUGUCGACGCUCAGCCGGAACAUAAAACAUGCUAAAGAGAAGCGCUAAUUUAAUAAACACUAUUAUCAUACUUGAAUAACUGCACUCAAUUUUACACCGCCUGUCAAAAGUGUGAGCACAAGAUAAUCUUAAGAAUAAUAAAAUACAAUAAAAACAAAGAAUAAACACAUCACUGAUCUGAUGCCACGUGUCGGGUAUGGGCUGACAUAUAUUACAGGCUCUCUGGAGGUAUAGGGAAAUUUAAUUUAAGUGAGAAAAUUAAGACCACUUUCGCAGUAACAAAAUAGUAAAAAGCACACACAAAAAUAUACAUUUUACAAACCAGUAUUUUCUUUUUUCAGUUUUGCACAAACAAAAAUCGAGCUGUUCAUACACACAUCAAAUAGAGUUAUGGUGCAAAACUGCAGUUAAAGAACCAAUUUUUGUAAAAUGUACAUUAGCAUCUCCGCUAGUUAACAGCAAGUGAGAAACUUACCUAAAAAGAGCGCCCCCUUUAAAUGUUGUUUUUUCUGCCAUUAAACCAGUACACUAACUUGCAUAUGGAAUUUGGACAUUGUACUUUGGACUUGCUAUAAGCAAAAAUAAUAGAAAAAUAUAUUUAUUUUGCAAUUUUGAAUACCUUUAAAAGACAUAUUUUAGACAUUUACACACAAAUGAUGGCCUUUUAUUUACAUAAAUGAAUUUAAGACAUUUUAAA
This is a messenger RNA of Astyanax mexicanus (Mexican tetra), 2883 nucleotides long. It is a transcript of the gene lzts2b, whose product is annotated as leucine zipper, putative tumor suppressor 2b. The record is from RefSeq and is a predicted model, not a curated record. Lineage: Eukaryota; Metazoa; Chordata; Actinopteri; Characiformes; Acestrorhamphidae. Gene Ontology annotation, biological process: cell division; negative regulation of canonical Wnt signaling pathway. The transcript is spliced from 5 exons. Bases 179 to 2182 code for a protein of 667 amino acids.